This is a messenger RNA of Cheilinus undulatus (humphead wrasse), 2302 nucleotides long. It is a transcript of the gene scai, whose product is annotated as suppressor of cancer cell invasion. Gene Ontology annotation, biological process: DNA-templated transcription. Gene Ontology annotation, molecular function: transcription corepressor activity. Gene Ontology annotation, cellular component: nucleus. NCBI's taxonomy places the organism in Eukaryota, Metazoa, Chordata, Actinopteri, Labriformes, Labridae. The transcript is spliced from 17 exons. The record is from RefSeq and is a predicted model, not a curated record. The coding region runs from base 290 to 1987 and encodes 565 amino acids.
GUGGCUGGUAGCCAGCGGCGGUCUCCUCCUGCUGUCUCCUCUUCUGUCACAGGACAAACAGCCUUUCAUCACAUCCAGAGGAGGAUUGGAGCUCCAGCUCACGGACAGCCGCUCGCUCCUCUCCGCGGGGCUCUCGGUGCUCUCUGCCCGGCUCUGGGUCGUUCAUCCGCGGUCGGAGAUGCCAUCGGAGCCGCUCCACCUUCACAGCUCGUCGCGGGUUUUACUCUGAGAAGCGUCCGUGUUCAUUAACGUUAGCCGGCUGGCUAAAGAGGUGUGAAAAGCGAGUGUCAUGACUGGAGCUGAGACUGAAGAUGACAUCCCGCUAAGUGAAAGGAAGACUGUCACAGAUUUCUGCUACCUUCUGGACAAGUCCAAACAACUCUUCAAUGGGCUGAGAGACCUCCCUCAGUAUGGACACAAGCAGUGGCAGUCCUACUUUGGACGGACGUUCGACGUCUACACCAAGCUGUGGAAGUUCCAGCAGCAGCACAGGCAGGUUCUGGACAGCCGCUACGGACUGAAGAGAUGGCAGAUUGGGGAAGUCGCAUCCAAAAUCGGACAACUUUACUACCACUAUUACCUUCGUACCUCAGAAACGAGUUACCUGAACGAGGCCUUUUCCUUCUACUCUGCCAUCCGUCAGCGCUCCUACUACUUCCAGGUCAACAAAGAGGACAGGCCAGAGUUGGUGGUGAAGAAGCUUCGGUAUUACGCUCGAUAUAUCGUCGUUUGUUUACUGCUGAAUAAGAUGGACCUGGUCAAAGUUCUGGUGAAGGAGCUGUCUGAGGAGAUUGAAGAUUACACGCAGAGAUUUAACACGGAGGACCAGCUGGAGUGGAACCUGGUUCUGCAGGAGGUCGCAGCCUUCGUGGAGGCGGAUCCAGUGGUGGUUUUGAACGACAACAACUCGGUGGUGGUCACCAGUAACCGUCUGCAGGAGGGCAGCGUGCCGCCGCUGGAACAAGGCAUGGUGGUUGGACAGCUCGUCCUUGCAGAUGCACUAAUCAUCGGCAACUGUAACAACCAGGUGAAGUUCAGCGAGUUAACCAUCGAUAUGUUCCGUAUGCUUCAAGCUCUGGAGAGAGAGCCGGUGAACCUCGCCACGCAGACGUCCAAACAAGGAACACUGGAGCCGAAUGAGAAACCAGCAAAGAGAGAAAACCCUCACAAGUAUCUGCUGUACAAACCCACCUUCAGUCAGCUCUUUACGUUCCUGUCCGCCUCUUUUAAGGAGUUACCUGCCAACAGCGUCCUGCUCGUCUACCUGUCAGCGACUGGAGUCUUUCCAACGGGUCACACAGAUUAUGAAGGUCCGUAUGAUUUCGGAGGAGUUCUGACGAACACCAACAGAGACGUGGUGAACGGAGAGACGGUGCAGAAGAGGAACCAGGCUCAGAAGGAGAUGCACUGCCUUCAUCCUGGAGAUUUGUUCCCUUUUACCAGAAAACCACUUUUUGUCAUCGUGGAUUCCACAAACAGUACGGCAUACAAGAAUUUCACAAACCUGUUCGGUCAGCCGAUGGUCUGCCUGCUGUCGCCCACGGUUUAUCCCAAGAGUGUUCAAGAUCAGUCUCAGCGGGGGAGCCUGUUCACGCUCUUCCUCUACAGCCCGCUCCUGGCCUUCUCCUCCGUCUGCGGUCUGAACAGUUUGCGGCGAGGACUGUGGGAGCAGGCGCAGGAGUUUCUCCGCAAAGUUUACCGUGACAUUGGGCAGAUGAUAACUCGAUCACGAACCAUAGAUCAAGCCUUCUUACAGUUCUUCGGUGACGAGUUCCUGCGGCUGCUCCUGAUCCGUUUUGUUUUCUGCUCAGCGGCACUCCGGCUGCACAAACUCUUCCGGGAGUCUCGGAGUUUCCCCGAGUCGUACCCUGAGCUCCCCAAGCAGGACACGGUGGAGAGCAGCCUUCUGCAGAAACACAUCCUGGAGCUGGCCACCAUGCUGGACGUGCAGAGUUUAUUCUGGGAUGAUUCACUGGAAGCCUACUAACACGUUCACACAGCAGGGCGGCAUGGCAUCCAUGUACAUACAGACUCAACUGCCAGAGCCCUCACUGUCUCUGUUUUUUACAGGUAAACAAAUUCAGCACAUCCCCAUUAUGACCUGCAUUUAAACGUUUACUUGUGGAAGAAAAUGUAGUGAAAAUGUUCCCAUAAAUAAGCCGGAGAGGUUAAUCUAACGUGUAACUUCCCCAUUUCUGAGUCUCGGUGGCUUUCCUCGUGAAUAUUAGCAUCAUGUAAGAAAAAAAGAGAGGCUGCAGAAAACCACACAGCUCAUCAUUCCACAUUAAAAUAUGAGAUCCAA